Marmota flaviventris (yellow-bellied marmot) is the source of this 882-nucleotide messenger RNA. Lineage: Eukaryota; Metazoa; Chordata; Mammalia; Rodentia; Sciuridae. The record is from RefSeq and is a predicted model, not a curated record.
AUGGCGCUGGCCAUGAAGGUGCUGGUGAUGCUGGCUCUGGGGAUGGACCUCGGGCCUUGCUCAGGUUUCCCCGUGUACGACUAUGAUCCCUCCUCCCUGCGGGAAGCCCUCAGCGCCGCGGUGGCCAAAGUGAACGCUCAGUCCCUGAGCCCGUACCUGUUCCGCGCCUUCCGAAGCUCCGUCAAAAGAGUCAAUGUUCUGGAUGAGGACAACGUGAUCAUGGAUUUAGAGUUCAACAUUCGAGAAACUACGUGCCUGAGAGAUUCCGGAGCAGAUCCCUCUAGCUGUGCCUUCCAGAGGGGCCACUACAUGCCGGUGGCUGCCUGCAGGAGCACAGUGCGGAUGUCGGGCCUGCAGGCGCAGGAGGUGUGGGCUCACUGCCGCUGGCCCUCCACGUCCGAGUCUGACAGCAGUGAAGAGAUGAUUUUUGGGGACAUGAUGAGGUCCUAUAGGUGGAGAAACAAUGAUCUACUUGGUCUCAUUCCUGAGGAACCCAGAAAUGAGCAAUAUUAUGAUCCGUCGCUUGAGUUGCCCCUUCCAGAGGGUCCCGGCCAUAAGGAUCCCACCCCACGGAGGCCCAUCCCACCCAGCUUCUCUCCAGGCAAGAUCACAGAGCGAGCUGAGAAGGUGCUUCCUCUUGCCCCCAUUUCUGUGGUUCCUGCCCAGUCGGUGACCGGGGGAGGACAAGAUGUGAGAGGGAGUGGAGAGGAACUGCAGAUGGAUCAGAGGACCAAGGACCGGCAGACCUCGCUGGCACCUCGAGGCCGAAUUCCAGAGCACCCAGGUGGCAGCCCUUGGCCAGCCGCCGUGUGGCAGGACGCUCUGGUCGCGGCUUCACCGGGGCUGGACAGGUGCCUGUCUCGGUGUUUCAGGGGAGCCUAG